This is a messenger RNA of Lachancea thermotolerans CBS 6340, 3651 nucleotides long. RefSeq names its product mRNA-binding protein RRP12 (gene RRP12). The coding region runs from base 1 to 3651 and encodes 1216 amino acids. The transcript has a single exon. Lineage: Eukaryota; Fungi; Ascomycota; Saccharomycetes; Saccharomycetales; Saccharomycetaceae. The record is from RefSeq and is a predicted model, not a curated record.
AUGAAUCAAGACGAAAUUGCAACCCUGCUUCAGCUAGAAGACAAAUUAGGCCAGAUCAGGCAACAAAUUAAUUCUAAACUAGAGAACCAGAAGCAUGUGGCGAUCAUCUUAUCCGCCGUGGAAGAGAACAUGGAUGAGCAACAAGUUGCUGCUAAAAACAUUGUAAACUAUUUGAUUUCACUCAUGUCCCUUCUGGACCAAGCCAUCAAUCCGGAAACCCACGAAAUUGUUGAGCUUCAGAUAUCGACUUCUGUGGCUUACCUCUUGGACAUUGUACUGAAAUACACUCCAAAACAGCUACUGAGAUCGAAGUUCGCUGAUAUACUCACAAAGUUUGCACCAUGCAUUACCGAUGAAAAAGCGGAGGCGCCGUUAAUACGGUCUGCUGUGGGGUGUUUAGAAACUCUUCUUGUUGCACAAGAUGCCCAGUCCUGGAACAAUACCCACAAUCUCAGUAUCGCCCCCAGUAGAGGUUUGAACGGUUUGCUAGAGCUCUCUUUGGAUCCAAGACCGAAGGUUAGAAAGAGAGCUCAGGAGGCCGUUGGCAAUAUAAUGUCAAAUCCACCAGCAUCGCCAACCGCAGAGCAUGUCGCGGCGCCUCUCGUGGCAGAAUUCUCCAUCAGUGCACUCGCGUCUGCUGUGGAGGAAGUUAGCUCUACUUCGAACAAAAAGAUUCGUGCUCAAGGCGGGUUAAAGGAGCUCAAUGCAAAAGCCAUCCAUAUUCUCAAGCUAAUAAACACUGUUUUGUCCAGUAAUCAAUGGCCUUCUUCAAGAUUUGAUGUACUCUGCGAUCUUCUGCUAGAAAUGUCCAGGUCUGCUGAUCAGUUUAUGGUAUCAAAUGCAUUCCAGUGUUUUGAGGCUCUCUUUCAAUCAAUCGCAGAGUCAGCUGCCGCUUUCGGCUUGGCAGAAAACAAGUUUUCAAAGGUUUUGGACAUAAUUUUCUCCUUAAAACCUUCGAACAGUGACACGCACCUGGUGGGAGCGUGGAUUGCCGUUGUCGCAAAAGGCAUGACCACUUUUGGAUCAUGUAGCCCUCUAUCAUGUCUAGAGAAAAUUCCCGAAGUCAUCAAUGUUCUGAGUUUGUAUCUCUCUAGCGAGGUGCCUGAAGUUUACACUAGCGCUUCUCAAUGUGUGGAAGCUUUAUUAACUGGAUGCAUCCAAGACGAUUUGCUGCUAUUGCCACCACAAGUGAACGAAAACGUAUAUGAGAAGGUUGAUGAGACAAUUUCUUAUCUUGCUGGAGCCUUCAGCGACUUUCUUUCCAUCAAAUAUGCGCACUGUGCGAAAGAAAUUCUACAGAAUCUCACCACUGCUUUCAAAAAACUUAGAAUCAGAUCAAACCCUGAUCUUCUACCUCCGUUAGAAAUUGUUGGGGGAUGGCGGACGAAUGAAGACAACUUUUUGGAAAUGAGGGCCGAAAUAGAGACAGUAAUAGGUGCUGCUGUAUCUGCUAUUGGUCCUGAUGCUGUCUUGGGUUGCCUUCCCCUAAAUCUAACGGACGCGUCUGGCAGUAAGCCUGGCCGUGCUUGGAUGAUACCUCUUAUAAGAGAUAAUACUUGCAAUAGUAGACUCGCGAUAUUUGUGCAAGAAUUUCUUCCUUUAAUUCAAUUUUUUGACGAAAAGGUUACUGCGCUUCCAAGUGAUUCAGUUCAGAGCAAGGUUUUUGAAACAGUGUCUGGUCAGCUAUGGUCUACUCUGCCCAACUUUGCUAACCUUCCUACUGAUUUGAGAGACUCUUUUAGCGAUCAAUUUGCGGCUGAUCUUUCGUCUCUACUAUACAGCAAAGUGGACUUGAGGCCUAUAAUUUGUCACGCAAUCAAAAACCUUGUUGAGAGCAACGUGCAACAUGCAAGUUUGCUGGACGACAAUGACAAGCUCUUGGAGCAACAUUUCCCUAAGAGUGAGUCCCAGAAGAACUUGGAGUAUCUAUCAACAAAAGCAUCUAAUCUAUUAGCUGUGCUUUUCAACGUCUACACACAAACAGCUCCCAAUGCCAGGAGUUACAUCCUGGAAACCAUUAUUGCAGUGCUGAAGAUUACCUCACCAGAGGACUUGACCAAGACUUUUAACAACGUUUGCGCGCUAUUAAAGAAAUCUUUUGACGAAGAACCGGCUGACGCCAAAUCAAAGACCUCGCCAGUCAAGGUGAGCGCCACACUUCUGGAUUUAGUAGUUGUUAUGGCCAGCUAUGUCCCUGAAUCGUGUUACGGGGCUUUGUUUUCAAUUUUCAACACCACAGUCAACUCGAGCGAUGCUUUGACUCAAAAGCGUGCUUACAGAAUUAUCACUAAACUUUCAGAGGUGGACAAGAGCUCAGAGUCAGUUUUGAAGUAUGUCGCUGAGAUCGAGCAAAUACUGAUCCAGAGCAGCAAGGUUGUUCACACUUCUGCUAGAGCAUCGAGACUCAGUGCGAUCAAGGUCUUAGUUGAUCUGCUACCAUUAGGUCACUUAGAUUUUGUCAUUCAAAUUGUGCCAGAAGUCAUCCUCUCCACUAAAGAUAACAAUGAAAAAUCUAGAGAAGGGGCAUUUGAAACGCUAAUUGCAAUGACUCACAAAAUGAACACUCCUGGAUCAGUCAUGAAACUUUCAAAGGUUCCUGGGUAUGAUGCACAGACGCCAGAUCAACCCACCAGUGUCGCAGAGUUCUUCAAGAUUAUUUCAGCAGGUUUGAUUGGUGAAUCCCAACAUAUGGUGAGCGCUACUAUCACUGCAUAUUCCUGUUUAGUCUUUGAAUUCAAAGAUUAUGUUUCAACAGGUGUUUUGAUUGAAAUCUACGACACCAUCGAGCUUUACCUGACCUCUAACUCUAGGGAGAUUGUUAAAAGCGCGAUUGGCUUUGCUAAAGUCUGUUGUUUAGCUUUGCCAGAGGAAUUGAUGAAAUCUAAAAUUCCGUCCCUUCUUCCCAAGCUCUUGAGGUGGUCUCAUGAGCAUACUGGUCACUUUAAAGCGAGAGUCAAACACAUAAUAGAGAGAUUGAUUAGAAAAUUCGGGUAUGAGUACAUUGAGCAGAACUUCCCUGAGGAGGACAACAGAUUGCUUGUUAACAUCAGAAAAACUCGCAACAGAAACAAGAAAAAGGCAGCAGAAAGCAUGGAAACUGCACCUAAACUCAGCGAGGCGAGCAAAAAAGGUUCAAGAUUUAUGUCCGCACUUGAUGAGGCUCUGUACGAAUCAUCAGAUGCUGAGAACAGCGCGGACGAUGAAACUGCACCAAAGAGGGGGAAAGCCAGUCGCUUUAUUGUCGAAUCUAAAGAAAAUCCUUUGGACUUGCUCGACUCUCAAACGUUAGCUCACAUAUCUUCCACAAGGCCACGUAAAUUCGACGCGGCAUCCAGGAAGAAAGGCAGAGACCAUGUUUUCAGUUUCGAUGCUGACGGUAAAUUACUUGUGAAAGACGAGAAAAAGCCAUCAGAAAGCGAUGACGUAUUUGACUCAUCAUCUAGCGGUAUUAAUGCUUACUUAGAAGCAGUCAAGCACGGCCCUGUGAGAGGACAAAAAAACAAGCUCAAGUUCAAAAAGGGUACUAGAGCUGGCGAUAACGACUUCAGCGAUGACGAAGGUGCAAAUAAAUCAUUCAAACCUAACAUGAAUGGCAAAAAGGUUCAGAAGAAAAAAGGCGGGCCCAAAUUUAGGUCUAAUAGAAAGCUCUAA